Drosophila montana is the source of this 3928-nucleotide messenger RNA. It is a transcript of the gene Elp1, whose product is annotated as elongator complex protein 1. Gene Ontology annotation, biological process: tRNA wobble base 5-methoxycarbonylmethyl-2-thiouridinylation. Bases 65 to 3790 code for a protein of 1241 amino acids. Gene Ontology annotation, cellular component: cytosol; elongator holoenzyme complex. Gene Ontology annotation, molecular function: tRNA binding; protein binding. NCBI's taxonomy places the organism in Eukaryota, Metazoa, Arthropoda, Insecta, Diptera, Drosophilidae. The record is from RefSeq and is a predicted model, not a curated record. The transcript is spliced from 6 exons.
UUUAUGUGGUAUUUACUUGUGCGCACGUUGUUGUCAUUGCAUGACAAAAUAAUAUAAAGAAAAUAUGCGCAAUUUGAAACUGCAAUAUUGCAAGGAACAGAAUACAGGCGUUAAAAAUGCCAGACAACUGUUGCUCCAACCGGAUCACGAACGUAGUGGCCAAGAAAUCACAUUCAUUGUGACCGACAGCAAAAUCUACGCCGUAGACAUUGAAGCCGGCGAUGGAGAAGCGCCAAAACUUAUAACCGAACUGCCGGAUAUAGUCGGCGCAGAGUAUUUGCAGCUCGACAACGUAAUAUGUGUGGCCACGGGCGCUGGCGAGGUGCUAAUCCUCAAACCCGACACACUGGCACAGAGCGAGGGCACCUACUGCGACGUGGGUAUUGAGUGCAUGGCCUGGUCACCCAACCAGGAGGUGGUUGCCUUUAUAACCAAAACAAAGAAUGUGGUCGUCAUGACCUGCACAUAUGAUGUACUGGGCGAGCAGCCGCUAGAUGCGGCACUCGCGGACGAUCAGCAGUUCGUGAACGUGGGCUGGGGCAAAAAGGAGACACAGUUCCAUGGCACGGCCGGUAAACAGGCGGCCAAACAGUCCGCAGAGUUCCAACCACCUGAAGAUGUGCAGCAGUUACCACAGGAUGUGCAGAUUGCCUGGCGCGGUGAUGGCGCCUAUUUCGCCGUCUCCUAUGUGGCCGCCCAGGUGGGUCGCACCUUCAGCGUCUACGACUGCGAGGGCAAGCUGCAAUAUACGGCGGAAAAGUGGAAUGGAUUGCAGACACCAAUCGCCUGGCGUCCCAGCGGCAAUUGGAUUGCCCAACCGCAAAUUCUGCCCAGCAAAUCAAUUGUGGCGCUGUUCGAAAAGAACGGUUUGCGUCAUCGCGAAUUUGUGUUGCCCUUCGAUUUGCACGAGGAGGCAAUUGUGCGGCUACGCUGGAGCAACGAUUCAGAUAUCCUAGCGCUGCAUACGGUUACAGAGGAGGCGCAAACAAUUUAUCUCUAUACGAUUGGCAAUUAUCAUUGGUAUCUGAAGCAGGUGCUGGUCUAUAAAGAGCAACUGGAUCCGCUUGCCUUCUUCCACUGGGACAAUCGUCUGGGUAAUGAGCACAUGCUGCACGUUCUCCUCGAGAGUGGCAAACGGUAUACGCAUCGCUUUCAUUAUGCCAUCGAUUGCCAGCCGGGCACAGCCAUUGUCUGUGUUAUCGAUGGCAAGCGACUACUAUUGACCAAUUUCUCGGCGGCUGUCGUGCCGCCGCCCAUGUGCUGGCGCGUCGUCGAAAUGAGUAGCUAUAUAAAUGCCGUUUGCUCCUGCGAUUCCCACAUAUGUAUUUACACCAGCGAUCGUGUGCUGCACUUUUAUGUGCCGGAAAUGAAUCAGUUCUUAUGCCACGAUCAGCUCCAACCUGAGUUCGCGCAAAUCCAAUUGGCCAACUUGAGCUGCUUUUUCGAUUCCUAUUUGCUGGCCACACACAGCGUGGGCAGCCAGACGCGCAUCCUAUUGCUGAAUAAUGGCAAAACGACAAGCUCGCAGCGCAUCGCUGGCACCAUAAAUGCCCUGGCCGUGAGCAAUGGCAAUUUCUACAUCCAAACCCUCAACAAUGGCGACAUCUACGAGUUUGCCCUGACAGCCGACAAGCAGACAAAGCUAACGCGCAGCUAUUUGCAUCUUGGACAGGCCGUGGAUCAAAUGAUAUUUCACAGCAGCCCUUUCGCACCAGCAGGCAAACUCAUUACGCUGCGCUCGCAGCAGCUGCUACAUAUAGAUGGGCAGCGGAUUGACGAGGAUGUGACCUCAAUCUGUGUGGUCGACGAUUAUUUGGUCUAUACACAGCUGAAUUCGCUGCACUUCGUGCGGCUGUUGGAUAAAAGCGCUGUGUCCACGCGCAGCAUUGAGCGUGGCGCCAAGCUGGUGACAUCAGCAAGCGAUGCCCGGCUGGUGUUGCAGCUGCCACGCGGUAAUCUGGAGGUGAUCUGUCCCCGUGUCCUGGCACUGGGCCUAAUUGGCAGGCAACUCGAGCGUUAUCAAUACGACGAGGCAAUGCGAAUAGUGCGAAAACAGCGCAUCAAUCUGAACAUCAUCUGUGACCACAAUGUCGAGCAAUUUCGUGCCAAUGUGGAUAAGUUUCUGCGCCAGAUUAUGGACGCCCAAUGGAUAUGCCUGUUCCUUAGCGAGCUGCAGAACGAGGACUAUGCGCUGGGCAUGUACGCCGGCAACUAUGUCGCAACGCAGCAACACUAUCCGCCCGACUACAAUGUCAAGCAGAAGGUGCAAAAGAUAUGCGCCCUGUUGAUCGCCCACAUGACCCAGGCGACAGAUCCCGCGCUAAUGGCACGCUAUCGACUGCCCAUUAUAACCGCCUACGUGAAGGCCGGCAGCCUGCCGCAUGCAUUGCAAUACAUUUGGCGGCACAAGCAGACGGAUGCCCAGCUGGGGGAGCAGCUGCUCAAGUAUCUGCUCUAUUUGGUCGAUGUGAAUGAACUGUAUAAUGCCGCUCUGGGCACCUAUCAUUUUGGCCUGGUCCUGUUCGUUGCCGAGCAAUCGCAAAAGGAUCCCAAAGAGUUUUUGCCCUAUCUCAACGAGCUGAAGGCCUUGCCGCUGAACUAUCGCAAAUUCAAGAUCGAUGAGCAUCUGAAGCGCUUUGAACGUGCUCUCAAUCAUUUGGCUGAAUGUGGCGAGGAGCAUUAUGAUCUGGCGCUCGAUUUCAUACAAAAGCAUAAUCUUUAUAGCCAGGCUCUGGUCGCCUAUCAGGCUCAGGAGGAUUUCCAUCGGCGCAUUUGUAUCGCCUAUGCGGAUCAUUUGCGCGCCAAUGCCCAACUGGAGGCCGCCAGUCUUAUGUACGAGCGGGGCGGACAGCUGCAGCAGGCGCUGCUUAGCGCCCGCCACACACUCGACUGGCAACGUGUCCUGAGGCUGGCACAGCGUGCCGCUGAGCCACUGGCCCAGGUGGCCAAUUCACUGGUGGCGCCGCUCCAGCAACACGAUCGUCAUUUGGAAGCCUACGAGCUGCUCAAACGGUUUGAAGAGCCGACCAGUGAGGCGCCGCUGGACGUCCUGCUGCACGGCCAUCUCUACGGGCGUGCCAUCUACGAGGCGGGCCUGCUGGACGUAGACGGCACAGCCGAUCUGUUGGAUAAACGCGUCAAGCCCGCGCUCAUUGCAUAUGUCGCACAAUUGGAGGCUUCACUGCGUGCAGAUCGCGACCUUUUCGUGGAGUACAAACAGCGUCUGCUGGACAUACGCAAGCGCCAGGCGACGGCAGCGGAUGCCGGCGAGGAGCACGAGUUGGAUAUUGAUGAGGUCGAUCUGUUGUCGGAGACGAGCAGCAUCAGCUCGUCGCGGCACAGCGGCAGCUCGCGGGGCACCGGAAAAACAUUUCGCUCCAGCAAAAAUCGACGCAAACACGAACGCAAACUGCUCAGCCUGAAGCCGGGCAACCCCUUCGAAGAUAUCGCGCUCAUCGAUGCGCUGCACAACCAAGUCACGAAGCUUGGCCAGCAGCAGCAGCAGCAGCUUGUGCGUGACACAUGCAAAGCGCUCCUCCAGCUGCACACCGAGGAUCUCCAGGCGGCGGCGCUACAGCGCCAAUACGAUGGCAUUCUGACGGAGCUGCUCGCAUCGCUGGACGAGAUCUGGUUGCCGGAGCUAAUGGGCGGCACCACACAGCAUCUGACCGGACCCAAUGUCGACUAUCUGGCCCUGCAAAAGGAACAGCGUUACGCUCUAAUAUCUCCCCUGAAGCGAUUCAAGCCGCAAUUGAUCAUUAUCGAUUGGAAGCAUGGCAUAUUGCAUUAGUUCUUAUCAUAAUUGUGGUCAUAUUAUGGAUAGGUUAAAUGGAUUUACACUUUUCGUGCAAAUUGUUUUUGGGCUAAACAAAAUCAAAAAAAUAGUUUAUAUAUCGAAUCGCCGUCUCUAAUUGACUUUCACUAUAUU